Molecule: messenger RNA, 2450 nt
Organism: Hippopotamus amphibius kiboko
Lineage: Eukaryota; Metazoa; Chordata; Mammalia; Artiodactyla; Hippopotamidae
Product: ribosomal RNA small subunit methyltransferase NEP1-like
Exons: 2
Coding region: 287-1030 (247 amino acids)
Biological process (GO): rRNA base methylation
Cellular component (GO): nucleolus; small-subunit processome
Molecular function (GO): rRNA binding; rRNA (pseudouridine) methyltransferase activity
Source: RefSeq, a predicted model, not a curated record
GGAAGUGGUUGGUGUGUUUGUGAAUGAUUUAAAAUAACUUCAAUAUGUAGCCAAAAAAACACAAUACACCACUUAUAAGAGGUUAUUUAUUACAGCUUUUUUUGUCGUAACAGACUGUUGGAAAUAACUCAAAUGCUUACCAAAAGGAGGCUGGAUAAGUAAAUUAUGGCACAGCCAUACAAAGGAACACUAUAUUCCUUUGUAUGCAUGGAAUUUUUAAGUAAAAUUUUUAUAGUAAGAUUUUUUGCUGUAUCUAUAUGGAAAGAUCUCCAAAGUUUACUGCCAAAUGACAAAGCAAGGUCCAGAACAAUACUCAGUGAUCCUCAGUGAGCGGCGCGCCGCAGAGAAGGACGAGGACUGGGAUGCCGUGGCGCCCAAGUGGCCCCGACGCGGGGCGGGGAGCAAGCUCGGAGGCCGUAGGCUCAUUGUGGUGCCGGAAGGGGCCAGUCUGGAGACGGUCAAGAUGGGGAAGACGUACGAGCUGCUCAACUGUGACAAGCACAAGUCUAUGUUGUUGAGGAAUGGACGGGACCCUGGGGAAGUGAGACCAGACCUAGCGCACCAGAGUUUGCUGAUGCUGAUGGACAGCCCUCUGAACCGGGCUGGCUUGCUACAGGUUUACAUCCACACUCAGAAGAAUGUGCUGAUUGACGUGAACCCGCAGACUCGAAUUCCCAGAACCUUUGACCGCUUUUGUGGCCUCAUGGUUCAGCUCUUACACAAACUCAGCGUUCGAGCGGCUGAUGGCCCCCAGAAGCUCUUGAAGGUGAUUAAGAAUCCUGUGUCAGGUCCCUUCCCAGUUGGGUGUAUGAAAAUUGGCACUUCUUUUUCUGUCCCGAUCAUCAGUGAUGUGCGGGAGCUGGUGCCCAGCAGUGACCCUAUUGUCUUUGUGGUAGGGGCCUUUGCCCACGGCCAGGUGGACGUGGAGUACACAGAAAAGAUAGUGUCCAUCAGCAGCUACCCCCUCUCUGCUGCCCUUACCUGUGCAAAACUCACCACAGCCUUUGAGGAAGUGUGGGGGGUUGUUUGACAGGAGAGCCUUGUCUUGACACAGAGACUGUGGACAUUGCUUCCCUGCCCCUGUCCUCAGCGGACUGCUGCAAGACCCCCUGCCUGCAACGAGACUGGGGUUUGCGGGGGUGGGUGGGGGGUCCAGGCUGUACACCUGCUAUUUGUUUAUCUUAUAAACGCUGUUCUCACCAAAAAAAAAAAAAAAAAAAGACUCAGUGAUCCUCUAGGAUCCUUGAUGUUUGUCAGGGUUGAACGCCCUUUCUUUCUGCUCCCAGACUGGGCUGUGAGUUCCCUGAGGACAAAGGUUCUCUUCUCUCACUCUCUCUCCAGAGUGCUUAAUACCGGGCCUUGCAGGAAAUGUUAAGAUGUUUGUUGAGUGAACGCACAGAGGAGAGAGGUGGGAGAUGAGUCUGGGGAGGUAGAUUUGGGGCCAGACUACGAAGGAAGACAUUGACGAGUUGAACUCCAAUGGAAGACAGAUAUGUUUGCGUUUUUUGUGUUUUUGUUUCUGUUUUUACAGUUUUAUUAAAGUGUAAUUUACAUUCAUAAAGUUUUUUAAGUAGAGAGAUGAAUUUGGGUAAAAUGUAGAUAUCAUGCAACCACCAUCACAAUCCAGUUUUAGGACACUUCCAUCACUCCAAAAUGUUCCCUUCUGCCCCUCUGCAGUCAGUCUUCACCUCCAUACCCCAGACCCCAGGUAACCACUGACAUGCCUCUUGUUUUGGUUUUUCUAGAAUUUCAUAUAAAUGAAAUCUUACAGUGUGCAGUUUUUUGUAUCUGGAUUCUUUCACUCAGCAUGUUGUUUUCGAGAUCCAAAAUGUUGUUGUGUGUAUCAGUAGUUAGUUCCUUUUUACUGUUCAGUAGUAUUAUAUUGUAUGUAUAUGCAAAUCCAUAGAAACAGAAAGUAGAAUAGUGGUUGUCUGUUGAUGAGAGAGGGGAACCGGGAGACAUAGGGUUUCUCUUUGGGGUGAUGGACAUGUUCUGGCAUUAGAUGGUGCUGAUGGUUGUACAAAAUUGUGACUAUACUAAAAGACACUGAAUUGUACACUUUAAAAUAGUUAAAACUCAUCAAAACGGAGAGUAGAGUGGUGGUUGAUGGGGCUGGGGGCAGGAGAAGUGGGGAGAUACUGGCCAAAGGAUACAAAUUUCUAAUUAUACGACAAAUAAGUUCUAGGGAGCUAAUAUUAUAUAUACUAUUACUAACAAUACUGUUUUAUAUACUUAAAAGUUGCCAAGAGAGUAGCUCUUAAGUGUUCUCACCACAAAAGAAAAGAAAAUGUAAUUAUGUGAGGUGAUAGAUUUAUUAACUAACCUUAAAAUGGUAAUCAUUUUGUGAUAUAUACAUGUACCAAACCAUCACAUUGUACACUUGAAACUUAAAUGAUGUUAUAUAUCAAUUAUAUCUCAAUAAAUGUGCAGGAAAAAUAAAAUGGUUAAAA